AUGGCCUCGGAACUAAGCACUUCAUCCUCCAUCCUCAUCGUCGGAGCCGGCACAUGGGGCUGCUCCACGGCCCUCCAUCUCGCCCGUCGAGGAUACAAGCAUGUCACCGUCCUGGACCCUUACCCGGUGCCUUCGCCCAUCGCGGCGGGCAACGAUGUCAAUAAGAUCAUGGAGCAUAAGGAAGUAGCAGACACUGCCGACGCCCGAAGCAUCGCCUUCGCAACAUGCACCAGAGCCGCGCUGAAAGGCUGGCAAACAGACCCGGUCUUCAAACCCUAUUUCCAUGAAACCGGAUUCAUCCAGGCAGGCCACACCCCUGCUCUGAUCGAACAUAUCCGUCAGAACGACCUGUACCCGUCCGAAUCCGACUUCGUCAAGCUGGAGACGGCCGAGGAUUUCCGUAAAACCAUGCCCCCCGGCGUCCUGACCGGUGACUUCCCGGGAUGGAAGGGCUGGCUAAUGAAGAAAAACGCGGGCUGGAUCCACGCGCGCAAGGCGAUGUUUUCGGCUUUCCACGAGGCGAAGCGUCUGGGUGUUACGUUCAUCACCGGAUCGCCGCAGGGGAAGGUCGUGUCUCUCGUCUACGGCCAGGACGACGUGACCGGUGCCAGGACAGAAGAUGGCAAGGUCCACUCUGCGGAUAGGGUCAUUGUCUCUGCCGGAGCAGGUACGGAUCGUAUUCUUGACAUGGAGAAUCAGCUCCGUCCGACGGCGUGGACACUGUGCCAUAUCAAGAUGACGGAGGAGGAGAUCAAAUCGCAACGAUACCGGAAUCUGCCUGUGCUCUUCAACAUCGCCAAGGGCUUCUUCAUGGAACCGGAUGAGGAUAAAGGUGAACUGAAAAUGUGCGAUGAACACCCCGGCUACGUCAACUGGGUGUCCGACCCAAACCGACCGGGAGAAAAGAGAUCCAUCCCCUUCGCCAAGGAACAGAUCCCCCGCGAAGCUGAGAGACGAGCGAGGGAAUUCCUGAAAGAUACCAUGCCGCACCUCGCGGAUCGGCCGCUCGUCUUCGCCCGCAUCUGCUGGGACGCUGAUACUCCCGACCGGUUCUUCUUGAUCGAUUACCACCCCCGGUAUCCGUCGUUGUUGCUUGCGUGCGGUGGAUCCGGGAACGGUGCCAUGCAGAUGCCUUCCAUUGGAGGAUUCAUCGCCGAUGCACUCGAGGGGAGGCUGCAGGAGGAACUGAAGGACGUUUGUCGUUGGAGGCCGGAGACGGCCGUUGGUCGGGACUGGAAGUCUACUCAGGGUCGGUUUGGAGGGCCGGAUAAGGUGAUGGAUUUUCAGGAGGUUGGGGAGAAUGAGUGGACGAGGGUUGGGAAGGAGAGUUUGCUCUAG
This is a messenger RNA of Monascus purpureus, 1338 nucleotides long. Lineage: Eukaryota; Fungi; Ascomycota; Eurotiomycetes; Eurotiales; Aspergillaceae. The record is from the annotation of a GenBank genome assembly.